Molecule: messenger RNA, 813 nt
Organism: Cloeon dipterum
Lineage: Eukaryota; Metazoa; Arthropoda; Insecta; Ephemeroptera; Baetidae
Exons: 4
Coding region: 117-626 (169 amino acids)
Biological process (GO): regulation of DNA replication
Source: RefSeq, a predicted model, not a curated record
UCACAGCUCACAACACCAGCUGUAGUCUAGCGAGUGCGAGUGCAUGGAUCGUAUUUAGAAGCUAUUCCUGAUUUUAAAACGUUUGCUACAAUCUAUUUGACCGUGCUAGCAGUGAAAUGAGGACUCCAGCUGAGAAGUUCGUCAUCUAUCCUGACAAAAAGGACGUGGUUGCUACUCCACCGUCACGUGCACCUUUGCAACAAAAAUCAUUGACGACCCUCAACCCAAACAAGCAGAAAGCGGUGGCUUCCCCUAAAAAGUGCGACGAAAAUAUUGAGAUUAACCAAGAAAAUUGCAAACCUAAAGCGGCUUUUGAUUUGUUUCCUUCUAGGAAAUUUAAGUUAUUGCCAGAAACAAAAAGUACAACGGAAAUUUCCACUCAGACAAACGCACAGUUUGAAGCGACUGGAAGUGUGACUGCCGAGGAUCUGAUUGAAGACACACCGAGCGAGCACUAUUGGGAAAGGUUGGCGAAGAACAAGGCUGCUUCCUUGGAAAAAGCACUCGAGGAGAACAGACUGCUGAAGGAGCAGAUCAAAGCGCUGGAGAGCGACAUGAAGAUUAAAGACGAGAUGUUGGAAGAGGCUAGGGCUAUGGCUGAGGUUAUCAAGGAGCUCGUUGAUUAAUCACAAGCUGAAGAUCAGCGCUGACUGAGAACCCGGACGAGCGGUUCUGCCAAAGACUUAAGUCGUGAGAAGUGAUCACUUUUAAUUUUAGCUGCAUGUAAAUACCCGUGUGUGUGUUUUAGGAGUGAAAGUAGGCAGUUAAAACUGUAUUAAUUAAAUGAUGUGAAAAUAAAUCUCCUGAAAAGCA